Messenger RNA from Gloeophyllum trabeum ATCC 11539, 585 nucleotides. RefSeq lists its product as uncharacterized. The transcript has 3 exons. Lineage: Eukaryota; Fungi; Basidiomycota; Agaricomycetes; Gloeophyllales; Gloeophyllaceae. The record is from RefSeq and is a predicted model, not a curated record. Bases 1 to 585 code for a protein of 194 amino acids.
AUGCCUGCAGCUGCAGCGCACAAGCCACCCCCGCGCCGUAUCAGCUUCGAGGACGAGGACGGCCUGACAGCCCCCUCCGCCGCCUCCAGCAUCAUCACGCCCGACUCCGAGCUGUCCAACCCCUUCGCCGACGCACCUUCCAACGUUGACGAUGUCACCGCCCCCUCGAAAGUGCCUCCGUUAUUAGUACUGGCCCGGGAGAAGCUGCGGAGGUACAACCCGGAUCUCGUCCUGGUGAACUCGGGCAGCGUCGCGCGGGACCACCUCGCGAACGAGCGGACGGUGCUCGCGUACGUGCGCACGAGCCUCGCGCUCGCGUCCAUGGGCGUCGCACUCGUCCAGUUCCUCUCCGUAAAGCAGCACAGCGCGCUAGUGCAGCAAUUCGCGCACCCCCUGGGGGCUACGGGUAUGCUGCUCGGGCUGUUCACCCUCGUCAUCGGUACGUCCGCCCGGUACUUCGUGGUGCAGAACGCGUUGACCCAGGGCCACUUCCCCGUCGCGCGGUCAAGUCUGUUUGGUGUGGGACUUGCGCUGGCGUUGCUUGUGUGCAUAACCUUCGGUGUAUUGGUCGCUGUGCGGGAUUAG